UUAGCUCUUGUGGCAGUUGUAUUAGUCCAGCGGAAAUGAGUGGAUUACGCAAAAGAAGCCAUCGCGAAGACGUGAGCCUGUCGCAAGCGAAGCGAACGUGUAUAGAGGCCAACAACGACGAACGUGAUCCAAACGCGAUCGAUGAGGUCCAAACUGAAGAGUCAGAGGAGGUACGGAACGGUAAGGUUCUUCGGAUGGUGCUGAAGAACUUUAUGUGCCACCGGCAUAUGGUGGUCGAAUUCAACAAGCGCGCCAAUUUGCUGGUCGGUAAAAAUGGUAGCGGCAAGAGUGCUAUUCUUGCGGCGAUGACUAUCGGCCUUGGUUGUAACGCAAUGCAGACGAACCGAUGCUCCAGUUUGAAAGAUCUUAUUAAGCACGGCGAAUCACAGGCAGUCAUAGAGAUUCAUCUUGAAAACGCAAACUUUGAUUCCUACGAACGGGAGCGCUACGGUAGUCGCAUCGUGUGCGAGAGAACAAUAAAUGCGAACGGUGGUGGAUCGUACAAAUUGAAAAACGUCAACGGUCACACUAUUUCGACGAGCCGCAGUGAACUCCAAAAGAUACUAUUGGCGUUCAAUAUACAGGUGGAUAAUCCGAUCUGUGUAUUGAACCAGGAUUUGGCCCGUUCUCUGUUGAAAGAUUCGGACGAAUCGAAACAAUAUAUGUUUUUCGCCAAAGCGACGCAGAUCGAUACGAUCAAGCUGAAGCUGAACCAGUGUGCGAUCAUUGCCGAGCAGCUGCACCACAUACUUUCGGUACGAGAGAAAGGCCUCAAGUACCUGCGCCAAGAGGUGGAUGUGCUGGAGGAAAAAUAUAGGAAUCUAGCAUCCGCGGGAAGGUUGGGCGAGAUGCUGAAGGACCUACAGGCACUACUCGCCUGGCGAACUGUCGCCGAUCAGGAGCAGAAAUUGGCCGAAGUCGAUCAGGAGAUCGAGAGGCUGCGUGAAUCCAUCCGAGAGAAGGAGGAUCGUAUCGCAAAUCGUGGAACACUCGUUGAGGAAUCCAAUCGCACUGUACAGAUGUUGCGGGUCGAUAUUGAGGGAAAGAAAACGGAGUUUUCUACGCUCAAGGCCGAUUACAUGAAAUUGCGGCAAGCGAUGCAAGAUGCGUUGACUCAACAGGCGAGCAUCGAGAGAUUGAAGGGAAAGAUAUCGGAUCGGCUGGUACGGAUGCAGGAAGAGAUACGAGGGAUAGAGCAGGAGCUAAGUGAUCGGAGUAAAAGUGGUAUGAGCCAGGUGGAACAAGAAAGACAACAAGCUGAAAGGGAGCAGGCGGGACUGCACGAACGGUUGGCGGAGUUGUCGCAGCAUAUCGAGAAAGUUCAGGGCGAGUUGGCGACAAUGCACAACGCCCUUAUGCAGCUGAAGGAUACUCGUGAGCAGCGCCAUCAUGAGCGUAUCGCAAAGCGCUCGCAGGUUGCGAGUCUCGAAGAACAGCUAGAGCAGCUGAAACGAGCGCCUCGUAACAAGCUGGCUAUCUAUGGACCCAACAUGCCGGCACUCGAUACUCGCAUUCGGCAGCUACAUCGGGAGGGCAAGUUUUCCGAGCUGCCACGAGGUCCGCUUGGUCAGUACAUUGAGGUGCGUGACCGCAAGUGGGUCUCGAUCGUCGAAACUGCGUUGGGUAGCAGCUGCCUUUCUGCGUUUUUCGUUGCCACGCAACAAGACUGGAAAACGCUGGAUGGGCUGCUGAGACGCGAGUUUCCGGAUCUGCUCAAAUGUACAAUCUUUACGGGACGCUUCGCUAAAGAGCUUUACGAUGUGCAGCAAGGGUGCGUGCAGGAGUUGGAUGGGACGCACAUGCUCAUGAAUCUAAUCAAGGUUGCCGAUCCGGUCGUGAUGAAUCGGUUAAUCGAUAGCGCAGCGAUCGAUACGAUCCUCGUUACCGAACAGCAGAGCAUUGCGAUUCAGUUAACGAGCGAAGUAGAAAAUGUGCCCGAAAAUCUGUCCAAAGUGAUCGUGACGGAACCGUGCUCGGAGUUCUACCCCCAGCCACGGUACCGCAGUUACGCCAUACAGCUCAAACCGGCUCGUUAUCUACAGGUCAGCAUGGGUGAGCUGAGACAGCGGACGGAGCGGCAGUGUGAGGAGCUGCGUCGUGAACUAGUAGAGCUGAAUGCUUCAGCAGAGGAAGCACAGGAGGCGCAGCAAAACCAAACACGUGAGCUGCACAAUCGGCGGAAAGUACUAACUGAUUUGCAACAGGAGCUGCAUACGGUGGAACAGCGGAUAGAGCAGCUCGCAUCGCUCGUAUUUGUGGAGGAAACCGAAGAAACGACCUUGCGUCGCGAAUUGGAAGAGCUUCAGGCGGAAUCGGUGAAAUUGCGCGAAAAGCUGGAAACCGAGCGUGAUUCUCUGGAAGCGAUACAGGCAGAGGUUCGAACCAAAGAGCAAGCAGUGCUGGAGAAGAAGAAGUCCAUGGUCGAGAUCGAGAAUACGAUCCGUGCUAUUCAGCUGCGCAUCGAAGAUGAGCAGCAAAAGCGUCAGGAUCUCCAGACAAAUGAACAGAUGAAACGGCAAUCGCUGCAGCGCUGCGAGGAUGCAAUACGUGAACAGAUGGCGGCGCGAAGUACCGUAGAGGAAGACGUCGAAAAAGCUCGAGCGGAAGCACUUACCAGGGGCAGUCGCGUUGAGACGACGGAAACGGUGGAGCGAUUAAAGCAACAGAUACAUUCUACCGACAAACGCAUACGGAAAAUGACGCAAACGAAUGACAACAUCGAGGAAAUUAAACAAAAGCUGGACCAGAAGUUAGUCGAACGGGAUGAAGCGGUGGACUAUACAGAGAAGCUUCGAGAUAUCAUGUCGUUGCUAAACAACACACGCGAAAACCGCUUCGCCUACCUAGAGAAGCUAAUCUCGCAUAUGUCAUUGCGUGUGAAGCACAAGUUUAAGACCAUCAUGCAGUUGCGCAGCUACGUAGGUUCGAUGAAGAUAAACCGUGAAGCGGAACAGCUGACCCUAUCGGUGGUGCCCCGUGAUGCGAAGGUGCAGAACUCCGUUUCCUCGACGAAAUCACUAUCCGGCGGUGAACGUUCGUUUGCCACCGUUGCCUUCCUGAUUGCGCUUUGGUCGUGCGUAGAUACGCCGUUCUUUUUCCUGGACGAGUACGACGUGUUCACCGACCAACUGAAUCGGCACACGAUGACACAAUUGCUGGUAAACGAAGCGAGCAAGAAACCGGAUCGACAGUUUUGUUUUCUCACACCACAGGACAUGAGUGAGAUCCAGGCGUCUAGCGAUCUGACAAUCCAUAGAAUGGAUGAUCCUGAGCGUUGCUAAUCGUAGGUAGUUGGCUUGUGUGAGACUUACCAAACCUGAUGUAAAAGGGGACCCCUUUCGUGGUUGCUUUAUUUCUGUCGUGGCAUCAAGCGUUUGCUUCCUGUACCGUUCAAUCUAUUGAGAUUCCAUAUCCCACUGUUAAAAAGUAUUCUAUUUGCGCGUUUUAAAUGUCAUUUUUGGGUGCCAUACUUACGGCUCUAUAAUAUAUUGUUUGCUCUAGUAUAACCAUUCAUCAAACAAACUGUUUGUCGAAACGUUGUCUUUCGGAAUGAAUAAGGACAAUGCUGACCUUUUCGAACGUUCCAGUCACUCAUGGUUGGUACAUAUUUGCCGCUGAAGAUCGCUACCACAGACUCUUCAUCACCAGGUUUGAUGCAUUCCUUCUGGAAAUUGACUGUUCUGUUCGAUUGACCGACCGACCGACCGGAAGUGUACGGGAAAAAUAAAACUCAUAAACUUAUAUAGAAUGCGGCA
Molecule: messenger RNA, 3755 nt
Organism: Anopheles darlingi
Lineage: Eukaryota; Metazoa; Arthropoda; Insecta; Diptera; Culicidae
Product: structural maintenance of chromosomes protein 6-like
Exons: 7
Coding region: 36-3281 (1081 amino acids)
Biological process (GO): double-strand break repair via homologous recombination
Cellular component (GO): nucleus; site of double-strand break; Smc5-Smc6 complex
Molecular function (GO): damaged DNA binding; single-stranded DNA binding
Source: RefSeq, a predicted model, not a curated record